AACUUUCAUUCUGUUGCAGAUGAUUCAGCAAAAUCUGAAUCUUUACCCCUGUAGAACCCCCCAUGCCCUAUGUUCUUCUGAAAGGCAAUUAGUGCAAUUGGAUUAGCCUCAAUACCAUUGUUGGCUGUCAGCUAUUGAAGAUUAUUCAAGAUCAUUCAAGUUGCCAUCAUUGCACUUAUUGACUUUGGUCAUACCUCUAUGCAUCAGUGAUGGGUCGGAACAAUGUCAGUGACAGUUCUUUACAUGGAGAUUCAUCCACUGUUCAUGGGCCUUCCAAGAAUAGGUCUUGUACAGAUGUGAUCUGCUUGAUUAUCUUCACAGUAUUCAUGCUUGGAUGGAUCAGCAUUGGAGUAUAUGCUGUCAUCUUUGGGGAUCCGUCUCGUCUCAUUCACCCCACAAAUUCAAAAGGCCAGAAAUGUGGUUAUGAUCAUGGCUUGGAGAACAAGUCGUAUCUCGUCUUCUUUGACUUGACCAAGUGUUUUCAUCCUGACGUUUUGAUUUCUGGGUGCAAGACACCUCAGGUUUGUGUGGAAAAAUGUCCAGAUAAAACCUUCUUUGCGGGUCUUCCUGUCAAGAAUGAGUCAUUUGAUAGAAAAGAUCUAAUUUGUGAUGAAGAAACUGACGUGAAUGUCUCUACAGAUUUGGAAAAUUUGAUCAAUGAGGGACAUUGUGCCCGAUAUUAUCUUAAGAGUGAAUCAGUGGCCUAUCGAUGCCUUCCUGCACUUCCUUUCUCUGACAAUAACGAGAUUCUUAAGGGCCCUGAUGGGAACCCCAUCUUGGGUGAAAAUGGUGCCAUCACUGUUGGAGAUCUCAUUGAUGGACUACAUUCUGCAUCUCUUCUUUCCAAUAUUCAGGAGGUUGGCCAAAGAAUCUUUCAAGACUACAGGAGAGCUUGGCCCCAUAUCCUUGUGGGUCUUCUUGCAGGCGCAAUCAUCUCCUUCUUCUUCAUUGUCCUCAUGUAUUGCCUGGCUGCACCUGUAAUAUGGGUAUCAUUGUUGGCAAUGCCAGUUGUACUUGGCUAUGGUAUAUAUCACUCCCUGUGGCGGUACACAAGUCUGAAAGAUUCUCCAGAGGCCAAUAAGACCAUUGCAGAAAUUGGCUUCACAUUGCACUUGGAUGUCUACUUCCAGCUACAGCAAACAUGGCUUGGCUUUGCUGUCAUCCUCAUGAUCCUUCUCUUGAUUCUGUUGCUUGUGCUGAUCUUUCUAAGGUCUAGAAUUCGUUUAGCAAUCGCUCUCAUUGAGGAAGGAAGCAGGGCUGUUAGGGACACAAUGUCAUCUCUAACCUUCCCAGUCAUGCCAUUUCUUCUGCAAAUGGUGGCAAUUGGAUUUUUCUUGGUUGCCUCCAUGUCAAUAUCAUCCUUGGCAAGUCCUGAGUACAGAGUUUCAGAUAUUAAGAAUUGUUUAUCUCCAUCUUCAGGAUGCAAAGAAGGGGACUUAUGUAAUCCAGACAGUUUUAACUGUUCCUGCGAAGAGGGAAAUCCUACCUGCAUAUUUUUUGGCUACACUGGCAGACAGGAGCUUUUCAAUAUCCACAUCAUGAAUAUAUUUGCUUUCCUGUGGGCAAUAUGCUUCUUGUCAGCAUGGGGAGAGCUGGUAUUAGCAAUCACCUUUGUGCAGUGGUAUUGGUCUCGGAAGAAGAGCAGUCUGCAUUAUCCCCUGUCCUAUGGAAUCUGGUGCAGCAUCAGGUAUCAUAUCGGAACACUGGCACUAGGAUCACUGCUGAUAGCAUUGCUGAAGUUCAUACGUCUGGCCUUGGAAUACCUGGAUUACCAACUCCAGAAGUAUCAGCAGAAUGCAGUUGCAAAGGCAAUCUUAUGCUGUUGCAAAUGCUGCUUUUACUGCCUUGAAAAGUUCCUGAAAUUCAUGAAUCGCAAUGCCUAUGUGCUAGUGGCCAUCAAUGGCUACAGUUUCUGCACAGCCAUUCGCAAGACCUUCUCUCUUGUAAUGCGAAAUGUGGUGCGAUUCGCCGUCAUAGAUAAGACAACAGACUUCCUGCUGUUCCUGGGGAAGCUAACUGUGGUGGGGAUAGUUGGAAUUCUGUCUUUCUUUGUUUUUGACAAGAGGAUAUCUUUUAUGGAGGAUUACAUACCAGAAACCAACUACUACUUGACACCUGUUUUCACCAUUGUCAUUGGGACAUUCUUCAUUGCUUCCUGCUUCUUCUCUGUUUAUGAAAUGGCCAUUGAUACCCUCUUCAUCUGCUUUUUGGAAGACUGUGAAAAGAAUGAUGGUAGUGAAGAAAAGCCAUAUGCCAUGCCCAAGAAUUUGAUGAAGCUUCUUGGAAAGAAGAACAAAGCUCCAGUUCAGAUGUCCUCGAAAGCUCUUUGAAUCAUUGCUUCCCAAGGUGUGAUCAAGAAAUGGUUACCGUCCAGACUGAUUUUGCAGUCACUUAAUAGUUGAGUGCUUCCUGGGAACAUUAUUCCUUUUGUGUCUUUCAACUAUCCUGCAUGAUGAACUGCUCAUGAAAGGGGUGAUUUGAUGAUGCCCUGGGUACUCCAUAUUGUUUUGUAUGACACAUCAUCUCCAGCAUUUCUUACAUGCAUUAGUUGAUAGAUAGAGUUUCAUGAAAUGUGAUAGUUGCAAAAGGAAAGCAAUGGUAUUUGCAGUUUUAUUCAGGAUUAUGCCAUAAUAGUUAUAGUUGCUUUACACCAGGAAUGUUAAAAAAAAAACAACACCAGGGGGGCUACCAUGCUAUUUAAAACUCCAUGAUGAAAGGGUUAAUCAUUGCUUUAGUAUAGUGCUGCUGUUACAUUCUCAGCCACACAUUAUAAUACCAUACAGAAUCCUCUGCUCUUCCAUAAAUUCUUCCUACUGUCAUUGAAUGGUCUUUCCCUUUGGAUUUGAGGACCACCAACACUAAGCAUGUGAUAGUUGUCAUUCCACUUGAAGGCACGUACCAAUUUCUUCAAAAGCCCUCAGUGCUGGGAGUUCCCUAACUUUUAAGCAAUGUCAUAACACAAGUUUAUAUUUCAUCCAUACAUAAUAAUGCAGUCACCAGUAUGUUCUUUAGACAUGUGGAUACUGCUACUAAGUAUAUUCACUCCACUUGAAACUGUAAUGAAAUAGGACUACCAUUACAUGCAUUACUUGGAAAAAGUGUUGCAGUUUAUAUACAGCAUUUCCCCCUUUUUUUAUGUGCCAGAGCUGGGUAGGAGUCAUGAAUUCUAGACUUCUCACAGUAAAAAGAAAAGCAAGUUUUGCAGAUAUACUCAGAGGGUUUUAUUGCUGCUUGUUAAAUGAGAUUGACAAGCACCUUGCUUUAGUUUCAUAAUGAUGUGAUUUUCCUGAUGACCUGUGCCAAAACAGUCAUAUCUGAGGCAUUUCUUUUGUGAUGUUCUACAAUGGUGGGAUCACAGGAUUUUUCCCCAUUCCAGUCCAAAAUUUGACUAGUUUUUUAUUUUAUGAAUGUUUGUAAAUAUAUGCCAUAUAUAUUGUAUCAUCAUCUGAUAUUCACAGCUUCCAUAAAUCUUAUGCUUGAUGCAGUUUAUAAUAAAUAAAUGCCACCCAUGAAAAUCUUCAUUAAGACCCUGAAUUUGACCAUAAGAUGAAGCCUCAAGAGGUGAAAUCUUUGAAAUCUAAUUUAAUCUAAUCAGUGCUUCCUGAAUGAGCACAUUGCAGAUGUAAAAUCCACAUAAUGGCUCAAGGCCGGUAAUUAGUAAGCUUCCUAUCUUUGAAAUGGAAAUGAAGCUCCUUUUGU
Messenger RNA from Darwinula stevensoni, 3699 nucleotides. The record is from the annotation of a GenBank genome assembly. Lineage: Eukaryota; Metazoa; Arthropoda; Ostracoda; Podocopida; Darwinulidae.